AUGUAAAAGGAUAUUAUAAUAGAAAAUAACAAAAUCUAAUCCUUUAUAGAUGUUAUUGUAGAUGAUUUAUCUGAAGCCUUGUAAAUAUCAAAGGCUGAUUCAAUCUUUAUUCUACAUAAGAUUGAAUGGGAUGAGAUGAAAAUAGGAGAUUUAUUUUUAAAAAACAAUAAUGUUAAUCAAAUUUUAAACAAUUUAGGCUUAUCAUAAAAAAUUUAGAGUUCAGAAAUGAAUGAAUCUAUUUUAUGUCCCAUUUGUUUUAAUAAUAAUACUAAUGUUUAAUUAUCUUGUAAUCACUAAUGUUGCAGUAUUUGUUUAAAUUUAUAUGUUGAAGAAUAAUUAAGAAAUACUAUCUUUCCAAAAUGCUUUUAAAAUUAAUGUGAUAAAAUUCUUCCAACUGAUUUUUAUUCAAAUAUGAAUUAGUUUAAGUCUUGGAUUAUUAAAAGUGUUUAGAAUAAUAAAAAAAAAUGUGGUAAUAAUAAAUGUUAAGAACUUAUUCCUAAUUCACUCAAAACUUAUACUAUAAAAUGUAUUUGUGGCUUUAUAAAUUGUUCUAUUUGUAAAAAUGGUGAUCAUAGACCUUUAUCAUGUGCUUAAGCAUCAAAAUUACGUUUUAAUUAAACAUAAUGUCCAAAAUGCUAAAUUACAAUAGAAAAAUUUGGAGGAUGCAAUAAAAUGAUUUGUAAAACUUAACUUGGAUGUGGAUAUUAAUUUUGUUGGAGCUGCUUGGAACCUUGGAAACAAAAUCAUCAAUGCAUUUAAAAACAAGAAAACAAAGUUAAAUAAUUAAUUCCAUAUUUUUCAAGUUAAUUCAUUAGAAAAAAGUAAGCUAAUACAAUUCCUCUAUUUUCAAAAAAAAAAUUUCUUGAUUAAUUUUAGAACCCAUAAGAUCGAGAAAUCAUCGAAAAUUGUUUCAAUUUUAUAAAUGUAACUGAUGAUUUAAAUACUAAAGAAGUAAUCUUUUUUGCCAAAAGCAACUUAAAUAGAAUGUAAUUUCAUGAAUCCCUUUAAUACGAAAGAUUGAUGCAUUACAAAAAAGAAAUUGAAAAUAUUAUUUAGAAAAAAUAAAAAUCUGAAAAUACAAUUAGUUAACUCUAAAAAUAUUGUUAAGUAGCUAAAGAAGUAAUUAUUUCAGUAAUUUUAGUUUUUGGAAGAUUAUUUGGAUUAAUUCAACCAAGAAUAGAGUAUUCUUCAAUGA
This is a messenger RNA of Paramecium sonneborni, 1195 nucleotides long. The record is from the annotation of a GenBank genome assembly. NCBI's taxonomy places the organism in Eukaryota, Ciliophora, Oligohymenophorea, Peniculida, Parameciidae.